Rhizopus microsporus ATCC 52813 is the source of this 606-nucleotide messenger RNA. RefSeq lists its product as uncharacterized. The record is from RefSeq and is a predicted model, not a curated record. Gene Ontology annotation, molecular function: RNA binding. The transcript is spliced from 4 exons. NCBI's taxonomy places the organism in Eukaryota, Fungi, Mucoromycota, Mucoromycetes, Mucorales, Rhizopodaceae. Bases 1 to 453 code for a protein of 150 amino acids.
AUGACUGAAGCGAUAUGGGAUAGCAGCAUAAUGGAGAACUAUCAAAGGACGUCAAAAUCAAUAGAAGAAGAGCCUCAAAAGCCACCAGCAGAAAAUGAAAUAAGGAUCAGUCAUAAUAAAAUAUCUGUCUAUGUUGACAUUGGCUUAAAAAAGUUUCAGGAAGAACAAAAGAAGCAUAUUAUUUUAGUGGGCAAAGGACAACACGUGAACAAGACAGUAACUGUUGUUGAAAUGAUCAAAAGAAAGAUGCAAGGAACACUACAUCAGUAUACACAAUUAGGUAGUGUAUCUGUUACAGAACAAUGGGAUUCUAAAGAAGACAAAGAACUUGACAGUAUUCAAGUAAAAAAGAAAAUACCAGUCAUUAUCAUUCACUUGUCUAUGGAUGAAAUGCCAGAAUUAAAUGAAACAUCCGGUUAUCAAGCACCAACUGGGCCUGAUAUAUAUGAAUAAACUUCCCCCCCCCUUUUUUUUUUCUUUGUACAUAAUUACUCUAAACACACGCGUGAUCUGUAUGUUAUGCAUUAUACAUUUAACUCUUAUAAACCAGUGAAUCUAUUGUUUUAUUUUUAACGGAUGAUCUUGCCAUAUCCACAAACCAUAAAC